UAAAGAGUAAAUGAUUUAUUAGGGGAUAACUAUGCAGUGAUUGAUGUGGCAGGGAAUACCUGUGAUAUCAGAUUAGCUUGUGAAGACGGCGGGUCAGCGAGUUUCAAGUGGUUAUCUGAUAUGUACAUAUGGUUUGGAUAUCUUUGAUACAGGUAUUGGGAGGGGGGGCAGGUGAAGAGAUGACGAGAAAUACAAUGAUAUAUGGAAAGCAUAAAGCUGCUUCCAUACCAGGGAGACCGAAGACCAAGAUCCCAGAAACGAGAUCGGCGUGUGCUAGAGAGGUUCAUGAUGGGUUCAUCGAUAAACACUCCUUAGGGAACCCGCUGAUACUAUUCUCCAUAUAGCAGGAUUGUGGUAGAGACUUACUGUCUCUCUCUAUUCACUGCUU
Molecule: messenger RNA, 388 nt
Organism: Aureobasidium pullulans EXF-150
Lineage: Eukaryota; Fungi; Ascomycota; Dothideomycetes; Dothideales; Saccotheciaceae
Exons: 1
Coding region: 129-344 (71 amino acids)
Source: RefSeq, a predicted model, not a curated record